Molecule: messenger RNA, 3071 nt
Organism: Darwinula stevensoni
Lineage: Eukaryota; Metazoa; Arthropoda; Ostracoda; Podocopida; Darwinulidae
Source: the annotation of a GenBank genome assembly
UGCAACAUGACGCCCCCCAGCUCACAGCAUGGCCUUUGGUUUGAACACAGUCCGAGUCGAAAAUCAUGGAUUUUGAAAGUUUUCAUCGGCCCAUCCCCGAGAAUUUGCCCAAGUCCUGGUUCGAGUUUUUGCUCAGUCCUGAACUCCUGACUCAGCAUUUGCGACAACCAAAUCCAGAUCCGUCACCCUAUGACUUGAUUGAAGAAUUCCUCAAGAAUGCAUUUCAGAAAGACUUGGAAGUUCAGAGCAAAGGAGAAGAAGCUGGUGAUGCUUCAAAGAAGGAGCCCAUUGGUGAUGAUGCCCCAUCUGUGAAAAAAUCUGAAGCACUGAGGCUUCUUGCUGUCAAAGUUGCAUCCUAUUUGGAAUGGGACCUUGGCAAGCUCAUGGAUCGGUUGAGUCUUCCUAUCCAACAGAGUCUCUUGGAGGACUUGGUAUCUUUUACCACAGGACAGGCAUUUGUGUCCAUAAAUCAUUCUGAAAUAAGCCUGAACUCAUACUCAGCACAUGAAUGCUGUGCACUCUCACUUUAUCAUCGAUGGUGUCUGAUGGCUUUGCGGAGGAGCAGCUAUCCUGCUAGACCCAUGAGACCCUCUGCCAUCCAAGGGCCUGGACAGAACAAUUCUCAAAAUUAUAGUGGGAUUUUGAGCCAGGAGCAGGUACUACAGCUGCUGGAUCAGAUGGAGCCAUUGUCUUUGGAGAUCUUGCAACAGAUGGCUGGGCAAGAUCUUCCUAUUUCACUCCCAGUGCCAGAAUGCUUCAAUAUGCUGCAUCCUGAUCGACCCUCUGCAGAACAUGACUGGUCAAAAGCUAUUCCAAUCCCUCUUACAGAAGCACAUUGCCAGCUUUCCUAUGAUUUGGGCAUUCACUUCUUCUUCGUGGAGCGUUUUGCCGAAGCAAAGAGUGCAUUCAGGCUUUGCCUUGACAAGCGUGCUCAGAUCUCAUCCCCUUCAAAGUAUGUGCACAUUGAUGAGAAGAUUCUUGAGGGACAUUGCAUGGCUUUAGAAAUUCCUCAUGUUGCCUCCAAUGAUGCCAAAACCCCAAAGUCAUCACUUCGUACUAGACUUUGGGAUGCUCUUAACCAAAGGGAUGAGCAAGGAUUGCUAGAGACACUAAAUGAGGACAACCGACUCCAAGAAUUACGCUCAGAAACAAGAGAGCAGCUAGAAGAUAUCAUGCGAGUUACAUGGAGCCCAGAGUCGAUUCUGUCCGUACAAGUUUCCAAUUCUAUUCGUCGAGCAUUGGACAGUCACCUGAGCACCAAGAGGUUUGACCUUGUUGUGAAAGGAAGAGAAAGAGCAAGUGCAGAAAGUCUCAUCAAGGGAGUGAAGACAGUGCUACCAGCAAUUUCCCAAGAACAUAGGCUGAGGCUCAAGCAUUUCCUUCAGUUCUUAUUCAUCUCCAGUUCCAAAGAGUUCAUCAGGGAAUUGAGUGCUGCAACCCAAACCUCUUUCCCCAUUCUGUCCCUGGUUGGAGAGGAUGUUGUGAAGAGAGCUGAUGCUCAAUGGGCACCAGAGCCACAGUUGAUUGCAACUGGAUGGGAUGAUACCAAAGAUUUCACAGGUGGGAUCUAUGAAUUGGAAGUUUCUGAAUCAAUACAGACUCUCAUAGCAUCAUACGACAACACUGUCAUCCGAGACCUGAUCCUCCACAUUGGAAAUGCUGAUCCCAAGUCGGCAGUUAGAAAUGUCAAUGGACAGUGGGAAGUGCCUCCUGCUAUCCAGAGCUGCCUAGAUUCUAUGGGCUUGGGAUUCUUACCAGAUUUCAUCUUUAUCAUGGUUGCUAAGGCCAGAGAACUUGUUCUUCUCAAGAGUUAUGGAGAAGCGAAGUCGCUCCUGGAUAUAGUUCUACAAGAAGUCCGAAACAUUGGCCCAAAAAUGGGCUUCAAACUUCGUCAGCUAAUCAGUUGGGAGCGCUUACUUGUGGACAUCACUGCCUACAACACUGCUUUUCCUAACAAUUCUGGAACUGCACUGAAGGAGACAUUAGAAGGAGCAAGGGGUUGCCUGACAACAGCAACACGAGGGGGUGAUGCAGUGUUACCAAGGCCUGAACUUGUGGAGCACUGCUGUGCCUUUCUGUUGAAUCAAGCUGACUGGGGUUUCUUGGCAGCCAUGAAGGCCAAUUGGAGCAUGCUGGAAUUAUCUGCUGCCCUUGCAGCCGUAUGCUUUGAAGUAGCAGAUUCUCGCCAUGAGAUGGACUCCAGACACCAAAGAAUCUCUUCUUAUUGUCUAUGGGACUUGAUAUUGCCCCUUUUCUGCAUCAUCCAACCACGUCGGGGGAUGGAAGCAGCAGCCACAGCUGCAUCCCUCUCACGAGCUGCACUUCAAGUUUUCAUUAGCCACCUCCAUCAUCACCUUGUCAUAGGACUUCUCAUAUCCUGUCUUACUCGUCUCUUCAAUAUCCUCAAGGAUGAGCCAUCCCUUGAGGUGACUCUGGAAUAUGCUCAAAUCUGGCCAAAUGUUGUCAGCAAUCCAAAUGGAUACUGCCUGGAUUCAGUCACAGAGAACCUGAGACUAGUCCUUGAUCGAGCCCUCUCCCUUUAUCCUUCUCACAUUCCAUGGCUUCAUGCCAAGGCAUCUUUCCACUAUGCCCUGUAUCAGUAUGUUCCUUGCUUGAGAACAUACCUCCUCAUUGCUGAAGUUGCAUCUGAGUACUUUGUGAAACCCAUUCCAAAGAAUAUUCUUGAUGAUUCUACCUUGAAGCGAAUGAUCAAUUCAUGCAGUCAGCUUCAAUACUUCACUCAGGCAGCUGUGUUAUGUCAGUUUUUUGAUGAUGUGGACUACAAGAGGGCCUUUCAAUGUUUGAGUGAGAAAUAUUGUGUGGAUGCGGGGGAUGAAUAUUAUGACUACAUAUGGGAUAUCACCAUAUUGGAGUUCCUCAUCCACCUCCACCAUAAGAAAGGAGAAUGGCAAAAGAAGCAGAAAGUGUUAAAGCUGAUGGGGCGACUGGAUUUGAACAGCAACAAUCCAGAUGAAAUCCGAAAGGAGGCAGAGAAUCUCCGCAGAGCUAAGUUUCUCCGGGCCCUGUCUGCACACCUCACCUGAUGUCUGUGAAAUUGUCUCUUGUUGAGU